This is a messenger RNA of Caenorhabditis auriculariae, 3200 nucleotides long. The record is from the annotation of a GenBank genome assembly. Lineage: Eukaryota; Metazoa; Nematoda; Chromadorea; Rhabditida; Rhabditidae.
AUGGGUCCCCGGAAUCGGAAAGCAAAAAAUGCUGCGAAUGCGAUAAUGUAAUGUUCAAUGCUAUAAUUUCCUAAACUAAUUUUAUUUUACAGAAAAGAAAUUUUUGAUCAUAGUCUUAAAAGCAACCAGUACGUUCAUCGUGAGGAUCUCUACAACAAGAGUUACGUCCCUAACGCGCAAAGAAGAGUGAAUUGAAAGUUUCGACUUAAAAAAGGUGUUUUUACAGUAUAAUUCCAAACGUCGUCACAGAAAUUUUCCGAAAAACCAACCUUCAACCUCGGCGCAAGCGGAGUUUGACCCCGUGUUUUUCGAGUCGAUCCGAACAAUCGACAUUUACAGGAAAGCCGAAACCCAGAAGUACUUUGAAAGUAUUCGAAUGUUAGUUUCUUGAUUACUUUUCAACAACAAAAACUAUUUUCAGUCACGCUCAAACGAAUCAAGGCUCAGUUCAUCUAACAACUGGAUAUCAAAAAGAUACGGUUGAAUUGGUUACUGUAGCGGAGGAAAGAAAAUCGCCGGAGGGAGAAGUUAUACAGCAAGCCGUUAAAAGUGUUAAAUUCCUAUUUUAAAAUCAACUUAUCAAUUUUUCAGGAAAGCACAUUAUUUUUGGCGCUGCGAGUGAUGAUGAAGGCGAUGAGCCGAAUGAAAAACGUUCUAACAUAGACCCUCCGACCACGGAAAACGUUUUUAAAACGGGAAAUAAUUGAAAGAAAAAUGUUUCAGGCAAAUAUUUCUUCAAUUAACGUAUCCGGAUUUUCCAAUGACUCGCAGAUUUCGGUAAGAUUAUUCUAUCAUAUUUUGCAAAAUUGAAUUUUUAGGUUGAUGAUUUGGAAGAAAUCGACAGUGCUGGAGAGGAGAACAAUGAAGAACUAGUAGUGAUUACUCUAUCGGAUAAUUCUGGUAUUUUGAACUUUUUUUCGUUUUAUAACAGAAAAAAAGUUGCAGAUGACGAAUCUGAAAGUUCUAAAUCAAAAAUGGGUGUUUACUAUAACGCUUCAGUGGUAAGUAUUAUUCUACGUUUAAAAAUAUGUAAAAAAAAAAAACAUUUUAGGCUGAUUCCGCUGGGCGACGGCUUCAAUACGCCGUCAAAAGUGAGACAAAGUCUCUGGAAGUGCUUUGCAAACAGGCCUGGGAUCAUACCAAAAGUAGCAUCCAAGUGCGAGAAUUUUCCAAUUUUUGAAAAUGAAAAUUAUUUUUCAGAAAAAGGACAACUUGGACUGUAAAAUGCGUGCUCGCCAAGAACUGCAACAGUUUUUCAAGCAGGUUUUUUCGAACGCAAAAAUUAUCAAGUUUUAUAUUGUUUUAGGCUCUCCUCAACAACAACUUGAUGUUGUUCGCUGUCGGCUCUACGGUGAAUGGCUGUGGUUCCUACAAUUCCGAUGUGGACCUUUGUCUUUUCACGCCUUCUGAAAAUCCUCUGCCAUUGAAAAAAAUGCCUCCACCGGAUCGCAAGUGAGAGAAGAAUCUAGUAACAAAUUAAGAAAUUCGAUCAGAGAAAUGCCAGUUUUGAGUACAUUUUUUCGAAGUUCGACGGUUUGAAUCAAAAAGGAAAUGAUUUAUAUUCUAGAGCUUCUCUCAAAAUUCUGCAAAGGAUUCGAAAAGCCUACAACAAGUCGCCUUUCCGGUCGAGAAUCAAGCAAAUCACUGAAAAAUGGGAAGUCAUCCCGGCCAAGGUCCCAAAAAGUUUGAUGAAAAGGAACAAUUUGUUUUUUUCAAGGUGCCAAUCAUAAAGAUGCAUUUGCGGGCCCCCUAUAAUGAGCUCGAAGUCGAUAUAAAUGUCAAUAAUGUGGCUGGCAUCUACAAUUCUCACCUCAUUCAUUACUAUUCACAGUAAGGGUUGUGAAAAUACUGAAGAUAAAGUUGGAAAGGUCAUUCAGCUUUUUCCCGUAGUAAAAAUUUCAGAAAAAUUUUUUUAAUCAAUUUUUUUCGUGAUUUUUCAAAUUCCUGGAAGCUGAAGCAAUCCCUAAAGAGUUACAAAAAAACAAAAACACAAAAACUUUGCAGCCUUUCUGAAAUUAAAAAUUCGUUCAAAAAAACUUCAAGAAAUAGCUUUUCUGAAAAUGUUUUUAUACAAGGGUCGACGUGAGGUGUUCUGGCCUGGCUUUGCUUGUGAAGCACUGGGCGAUUCGGAACCGUAUCAAUGACGCAAUGCAUGGCACAUUAAAUAGGUAAAAACCUAAUGUUUUGAAAAUAAUAAGACUCACUUUUUAGUUACUCCUUGAUUUUGAUGGUUGUGCAUUACUUGCAGUGCGGCGUUCAGCCUGCAGUUUUGCCCAAUUUGCAGGUUUUCCUUUAUUUUAAGCUCCUCCAAAAAAGAACUUAUUUCCAGCACCUCUUCCCGCACCUUUUCUCAUCGGAUACGCCGCUCGAACAGUUGGUCUUGUUCCAAAAAAACUGGACAUUCCUGGUUUUGAUUUUUUUUCUUUUUUUAAAGAAUGAAGAAUAUGAUUUUAUUGAAAUUUAGAUCGUCCAGAGAAUAAAAAUGACGCUGGGCGAGCUUCUGGUUGGAUUUUUCCACUAUUUCGCCAUCUUUAACUUCAAUAAGAACGCGAUUUCCAUCCGUCACGGACGAGCUUUGCCGAAGUGUGUAUCAUUAAAUUAAACAUGAUUAAGUUAGUGGGGAAAAAAAUUGAAAAUUUAUUUGAUUCUCGCGGAAUCAAACUCUUACACUUCUGGAUAAUGAUACUGAUUCCAUCAAAAAUAAUUUAAACCUUAAAAGGAGAACUGAAAAAACAGCGUAAAGCUUAACUUGAAAAAAAGGCUAAAUUUAUUGCGAAAAAUAUGUGUGAGAAGUCAAACUUGACCUUUUCGGCCAUGAUUGAGGUUUCCACCAAUCAACUUUCAACUUCUUGAAAAAAAAAAUUUUUUUGACUUUUCGAAGUUUCACAGUGUUAACGAAAUUUUCAAAUCAAUGUUCUUAUAAAAAAAGUGUCAAUUAUUCAGGCAUAGCGGAAAUUGAAUUCAAAAAUAAUGUUUUUUUUACAGACAAGGCGCCAGCCACAUCUACAUUGAGGAGCCUUUCGAUGGCGGAAAUACGGCGAGGUUCGACAAAAAUCAAGUUUUCCAAUUCUAAAUUGAACUAUUUUAGAGCCGUUUGCCGAAUCGAAGGCUUCAGGCAAAUUGUCAACGCAUUCCAAAUGGCAUCCAACGUGUUUCUGAAGCCCCGGUUCACGCUUAGCGACAUCAGAGUGUUUGCUUGA